Cryptomeria japonica (Japanese cedar) is the source of this 2830-nucleotide messenger RNA. Its product is annotated as protein ENDOPLASMIC RETICULUM-ARRESTED PEN3. The transcript has 3 exons. The record is from RefSeq and is a predicted model, not a curated record. The coding region runs from base 352 to 1794 and encodes 480 amino acids. Lineage: Eukaryota; Viridiplantae; Streptophyta; Pinopsida; Cupressales; Cupressaceae. Gene Ontology annotation, biological process: protein homooligomerization. Gene Ontology annotation, molecular function: protein binding.
GUUUUCCCUGAUCAAACCAGCAUCAGAAAAGGUUGCCUUGUAGAAGCUACGAAUAAAAAACAAAUACAGGAAUACUGUGACAAAAAUGAAGUCAUCUAUCCACGCACAUCAAUCCAGCUGGUAUGUAAGAUCCUAAUAAACGAAGGGCUAUAUAGGCUUUAGGAACGCCUAAAAUCCUUCAGAGCCAUUCUGGUUGUUUCAGAAAAAAACUUGAAGCACACUUGAGUACCCAAAUUCCUUAUCUGCUCGAUUCGAGUUUCACUUUUGAAAUUACCAGAUUAGAUUUGGGCACCCCAAAGGCCCUCUCCUGUUAAUUCAGGUUUUUUCUGAACAAAUUAACAAAAGAACAUAAUGAACGGGCUGGCAUCAGGAGGCCCUCUCGUGCGGUCCGGCACGACAAUCCGCCGGGUGAGAAUCAAUGUCGGUGGGAAAAUCUUUGACAGCACUGCGGCUACCCUUCAGUCGGCCGGCAAGUCAUCUCCUUUGGCAAGGUCUGCACCGAGUCUGCCAUCAGACUCGGCCGAAAUCUUUUUUGAUCGCGAUCACCGGCCCUUCGCCCUUCUCCUUGCCCUCCUCCGUACGGGCAAGUUGCCUGCGGCGUCGAAGUCUUUUGACCUAGAUGCCUUGGUAGAGGAGGCUGAAUACUAUGGCAUGCUGGAUCUGCUCAAAGCUGCUAUGGCCCCUUCGAGAUUGGAUGGCCUUGACGUUGGCAGGGUCCAGAUGGUAGUUUCCAAUGGGCGGGAUUUCCCUUCGGCCCUGAGUGCAGGGGCUGAGGGGUCACUGUGGGUUGGACAUGGGGGCAAAAUUACGGCUUAUGAUUGGGCCCUUAGGAAGCAGACCACUACACUUACAGAACUAGAUAGGGUCGAUUCCCUGCACAGGAUUUCUGACAGCCGAGCAGCAAUUGGGUCCAAGGACUUCCCAGGGCUUCACAUCUAUGACACAAUGAAUGGCACACAUGUGAAGAGCAUAGCUUGGUCUGACCGUAAUGAUACUCGUAUAUAUCGAACAUGUGUUCAGUCAGUCACCUCAUCAGGAUCAGCAAUUUUUGCCAGCUUUGAGACUGGGCAGCACACAGACAACACAAUUCUCAUGGUAGACAAAGAAAAUCUCCAAAUCGUGAAGGAAAUUGGCCGAGAGAAUGGCCAGUCAGCACAUUCAAAAGUGGCCACUAAAUUGAUGUACCUGGGUUCUAAGGACCUGCUCAUGGCUACUGGUGUACAUGGUGGGACGUUUGGUUACAGCAGUUAUACACGGCUCUGGGAUGUGCGGGCCGAUAAAAUCGUAUGGGAAUGGAAAGAGCCUAAUUCAAACGGAGACGCGAGGGUCAUGGAACGCGACAGCUUUGCAGAUGUAACAUACAAUGAAGAUUUAGCUGGUAUUUUUAAGGUGAGUGUGAUGACAGGCAAGUUAGCCAUGGCUGACCUCAGGCAAUUGAAGCCCCAGGACCCGUGGAUGCAUAUGACUGAAACCAAUCCUGCCCUGGCAGUUAAUGAAGGGAGGCCAGAUGCUAAGCUGUUGGGCUAUGGAAAACAGAUAUUUUGUAGCAGAGGUGGGGAUUUGGAAGUAUGGUCUGAGGUUCCUUUAGCAGCUGCCAGUGCGGGUUUGAAUGAGAAAGAGUAUCGGGAGACCUCGUUCAGGAGGAAUUUUAUUGAGCACAGCAGGAGACAUACCGGGCAGGAAGUUAUGGCCCUUGCUGCGGGUGGGGAUAGGCUUUUUGUGGCAAGGGCAGAGAUGCAGGGGGUUGAAGUUUGGGAGACUCACCGUCUGGUUUCUUCAGAGGUUGCCCUGUAGAGAAUCCUGGAUAGGAAGGAUGCAUUUUCUAUAUAUUUGUUUCUAUAUUUCCCCUAUACUUUUUGGAAUUUUUUUGUUAUUCUUUGUUCUGGAUGCUCAAGAAAGCACUCAUUUGGGUUGCACUGCAAUAUUUAAGUUUAAACAUGGUGUGGCUUAUGCCAGGUUUGGGUCAGUCCUUAUUCCUUCAAAUUCAUCCGGAACUUGCGCUAUCAUUACAGUUGGGAAGUCUUUGUUCUGGAUGCUCAAGAAAGCACUCAUUUGGGCUGCACUGCAAUAUUUAAGUUUGGAAAUGGUGUGGCUUAUGCUAGGUUUGUGUUAGUCUCUAUUCCUUCAAAUUCAUCCAGAACUUGCGCCAUCAUUACAGUUGGGAAGGCCGCAGUAAAAUGAAACCUCAAACCUGUUUUGGAUGCUUGAAGCAACUUGCUCCUUUGGACUUUAGUGCUGCCUUGAGCUUGAAUAAAUUUUCCAAAUCAGACGUUACUCCUCUUUAAAAUGCUUUUCGGAACAUUCUCAAUGGCUGCUUCCAGUACAUAGCAUGGGCAUAGACCGGCUUACAAGUUGGGCCUGAGAAGUGUCUGUACCGUGAAGGUUGUCAAAAAUCUUCAUUCUGGUUCUGAAACGAAAGGAUCGCGUGAAGCCUCAACGGUGAACCAAGGCCCUGUUUUUGUUUGAUCCUUGUCUUGUAUGUGCCCUUUGGCUCUAGUUGUGAAGAGAAGUCGGUAAAACCAAGGCUUUAGAAUCGACGUUAAGCAUAAAAUGUACAGAAAUUUUUCUCAUUCACUUCUGUACAGUUUUUUUAAUUUAUUGGAAAGAAUAUUACUUUAAAUCUUUUUUAACCAAUCCACAUACUUUGGGGUUGAGUCUGGAACCUUGAUUGCAGCUUAAAUUGUAACUGCUGCUGUAUUUUGUUUUCUUUUGUUGCCCGGGAAUUUGAUUUCGGUGCUUGGACUAUGACUAAAGCAAUUUCUGAUUGUUUGUCGUAGUCAAUCUUUCCAUUUGAAACCAAAUAGAAUAAAUUAUUUAUUUUAAAUUUAAA